This is a messenger RNA of Alligator mississippiensis (American alligator), 576 nucleotides long. Its product is annotated as putative olfactory receptor 2W6. Lineage: Eukaryota; Metazoa; Chordata; Crocodylia; Alligatoridae. Gene Ontology annotation, cellular component: membrane. Gene Ontology annotation, molecular function: olfactory receptor activity. The record is from RefSeq and is a predicted model, not a curated record. Bases 1 to 576 code for a protein of 191 amino acids. The transcript has a single exon. Gene Ontology annotation, biological process: G protein-coupled receptor signaling pathway.
AUGGCCUUUGACCGCUAUGUAGCGAUCUGUCGGCCCCUCCAUUACUUGCUCAUCAUGAACAGGAGGAUCUGUGGCAUCAUGAUAAUGUCCUGCUGGGCAGGUGGCUUUUUCGGUGCUGCAGUGCUGACUGGGGUCACUUUCAGUUUUCCCUACUGUGGCCCCAACCAUGUUGAGCAUUUCUUCUGUGAGCAGCCAGCUGUGCUGCAGCUGGUCUGUGUGGACACCUCUUCUGUGGAGGUCCUUAUCUUUGCCCUUAGUGUGGUUGUCCUGAUGCUGCCUUUUUUCUUCAUCCUGGCCUCCUACAUAGCCAUUGCCGGGGCUGUCCUGAGCAUGAGCUCUGCUGCCGGUCGACACCGUGCCUUCUCCACUUGUUCCUCCCACCUGACUGUGGUCACCAUGUUCUAUAGCACCAUUAGCUUCACCUACCUGCGCCCCCAAGCUACGCAGUCACGGGAGCAGGAGAAGAAGGUAGCUAUCUUUUACUCCAUUGUUUCCCCCAUGCUCAACCCUGUCAUUUACAGCUUCAGGAACAAGGAUGUCAAAGGGGCCCUUGCCAAAGUGCUGGGAAAAAAUUGA